ACAGGCAUUGAGUACCCGUACAAACUCAAGCUUAUAUGGACGUCCACAUACAGGGGCGGCACAGGCAGUACUCGCAACAAACAAAUUAUAGCUUUCGAUAACUUUAGUCUAUCGAAAGAAUGUUUUGGAAUCGGUAUGCCUCCGCCGCCGAUGCCCUCCACUGUGCCCCCACCAGGGCUACCUUUCCAAAUACCAAACAACACGUCAUUAAAAAGCUUUAAAUUGACAACUUGUGGUUCUAUGGGUCGGACGGGACCCACAUAUAAACAGUGCGAACAGUUUUACUUAAAUAGUAUAACGAGAGCCGCAGUGAUGGACAGCUCAUCUAUUAUUGUGAACGGAUCUCAGAUGUGGACAAUACCUCAAACCGGAUACUAUACAAUCUUCGCUCGAGGUGCAAAGGGUGGACACGGACUCCAUAUGAACAGCAGUGGAGGGAACGGAGCUUUAGUUCGCUCAGUGUUUAAGUUUCAAGAAGGAGACACUAUUUUCAAUAUCAUUGGACAGACCGGUGCCGACGCUUGCGGUCGAAGUGAUUUGAUUCCAAAUCUAAAAAGCAAAUGUCUGUCUAAAGUGAAUCGAAACCUAAAUAUAGUUAAUAUUAAAAGUAUGAUCAAAGACGUGGACCAGUCUAUGGGUGGGGCAGGAGGUGGUGGAGGCGCUACUUAUAGACUGCACGGAAGGGGUUUAGAACAUAUGGUGAACAGUAAAGGUUCGGUGGGAGACGGCGAUGGAUCGGGCGGCGGAUGGUUUUCAGACCCUUUAGUCCAAAGACUUACGUCUGGCUCUUCAUUACUGUCUGGCGCUGAGGGAGGAUAUGUUUGCGAUCUAACCCACGACUGGUCAACCAAUGGUGGCUUUGGCGGAGGCGGAGGCGGAUGCGUUAGUGGAGGCGGAGGCGGAGGCUAUCAGGGGGGCAACUCUUAUGAUAGCGGCCGUGGAGGUCAAGGCGGCACCUCUUUCGCGAAGAAAGGGUUGUAUUUAUCGCUUUCAGCUAUAAAUGAGAAUCGAUUAGGAAAUGACAGCGAAAGGGAUGGUUUGGUCGCUAUAUUCCCGCAAAUUGAAAAUUGUUGUAACGAUGGGUUAUAUCCUUGUGUUGUAACGGGAGAGACACCCGAUGUGUUGAGAUAUCGCAAGUCGUGUAACAGUGAUAACCGUUCGGGCGCUGAUAGGAAUGGUAGGGAUGCGAGCGCUUCUCAACUCUUGUCCAACAGUUCCACUGAUGUCCAGUUGAGUCGUUUAAGACACGGACACAUUAUUACCGAAUAUAAUCCCAACUACGAGUUCGGGGGCUCGACCUGUACUCUACAAGACCUGAGAGAAGUGCCCCGAGAGAAGCUCACACUUAUUAAAGCCUUAGGUCAGGGAGCUUUUGGUGAAGUUUAUCAGGGAUUCCUUCAUAACAUGCCCGGAGAGAUCACCGAUGAAUUACCAGUUGCUGUGAAGACAUUGCCUGAGUAUUCGGCCAAUAAUCAGGCGGAAAUGGAUUUCCUUAUGGAAGCGCUCAUUAUGUCUAAAUUUAAACACAGAAAUAUUGUUCGCUUUAUCGGUGUUUGCUUUGAAAAAAUGCCCCGUUUUAUAGUCCUUGAACUGCUGCCCGGCGGUGAUCUCAAGACAUUCCUCCGUGAAUCUCGUGCCACAGCCGGCAAACCUUCGCCACUAGUUAUGGGAGAUAUUCUUGUUAUCGCUUUGGACAUAGCCCUCGGCUGUCAGUAUUUGGAAGAGAAUCACUUUAUUCACAGAGACAUUGCGGCCCGAAAUUGUCUCCUCAGCACCAAAACUAAAUCCCAAAUGUCUGCUACUAUUAAUAAUAUGAAUCCAAUGUUUAAUAUAACUAAUUAUAACAAUGGAUUUAAUAACAGCGGAAUUGUUGUUAAAAUUGCUGAUUUUGGUAAGAAUAGACAUAUAUAGAGCUGAUUAUUAUCGAAAAGGUGGUAAAGCUAUGCUUCCGGUCAAAUGGAUGCCUCCCGAAGCCUUCUUAGACGGCAUAUUCACAUCGAAAACAGACGUUUGGUCUUUUGGUGUGUUAUUAUGGGAGGUGUUCUCAAUGGGAUAUAUGCCAUAUCCCGGUCGGGGUAACCAAGAAGUCAUGCAAAUGGUGACAGCGGGCGGCAGACUUGAGGCGCCCAACCCUUCAACACCCCC
Medioppia subpectinata is the source of this 2145-nucleotide messenger RNA. Lineage: Eukaryota; Metazoa; Arthropoda; Arachnida; Sarcoptiformes; Oppiidae. The record is from the annotation of a GenBank genome assembly.